ACUCAAAGAUGGCAAGUUCUUCCCAGCUAGGGGAUAUCGAACGUGCAGUUUUGGCAGGAGUGAGGGCAGCACUCCAAGGUACAGGUCCACCGGUGCCGUCCACAUCAUUAAUGGUUCUACCACUCCUGAAAGAAAAUCCUGGCAUGAGGGUCCUUCUUGAUAUGCCUGAACAACCUGGUGAUGUCACAGCAGAUGUUGUAGGUGCCCUCCUGAAAUCCAACUACUCUGUUCUGGGAAGCAACAGAAGACCCAGAGAGGAGAUGAUGGUGGUUAAGUUCAGGGAGUUUCUCCACUGUGUACAAGAGAAGGAGGUUGGGGAACGUCUUAAUGCCAGGAACCUCACUGAGGCAGAAAGCAUGUUGAUCCUGACACUAAAUCCGGGACACAUUCUAGCUUUUGCAACGGGAAGCAGCAAAGUUCCUGCAAUUGGAUUUGUUCCUACUCCAAAACUGAGUUUUGUCCAUGAUGACACAAAACACCUUCCCCUUGCUCACACAUGCUCAAAUGAGCUUCAGAUCUUUGUUAACAGAAAGAAUCUGGCAGAUGAUGAUGAAUUUGAUUACCAUUUUCUGGUGGCUCUAAUGAAUGGAGCCACUUUCAGUGCAGUGUAGUCUAACCAAAUCUUGGAAGUCCAGCUGCUUAAUAAGCACCACUACUCAUUGAUAUGUUAAUGUUGCCUUUUUAUUAUUCAUUAGUAGAGGAACAAGAGUUAGUUACACAGUUACAUUUACAAUUUUGUGAAAUAAAAAUUCCUGUACUCUGCGAUAUAAUGUUUUUCCCUUGUUUCCAUCAUUUUCAAGAGGGUUUACUGCAACAACCAAUUCUUGCAAGUCAUGGUGGUUAAGUGGGCAAAAGGAGUCAUGUGCAAGAGAUGCUGAUACUGAGUCCACUGUUCUUUCGUCAGUUGCAGUUUCAGGAUUGUUAAGUAACAGAAGAUGUCUGUCUAGUGUGAAAAGCUGAACUGGGGUUCUGUUGGCUUCAGAGGAGAUUGAAUGAUUAUUAAAUGCAGCUUUAAACUCAUCCAAUGUCCGAUUGAUCCUGGGAAUGUACACAUAAUGGAGAGAAAA
Molecule: messenger RNA, 1067 nt
Organism: Osmerus eperlanus (European smelt)
Lineage: Eukaryota; Metazoa; Chordata; Actinopteri; Osmeriformes; Osmeridae
Exons: 3
Coding region: 9-611 (200 amino acids)
Molecular function (GO): ubiquitin-protein transferase activity
Source: RefSeq, a predicted model, not a curated record